Anopheles coustani is the source of this 1422-nucleotide messenger RNA. RefSeq names its product CCAAT/enhancer-binding protein (gene slbo). Gene Ontology annotation, biological process: regulation of transcription by RNA polymerase II; DNA-templated transcription. Lineage: Eukaryota; Metazoa; Arthropoda; Insecta; Diptera; Culicidae. The transcript has a single exon. The coding region runs from base 1 to 1422 and encodes 473 amino acids. The record is from RefSeq and is a predicted model, not a curated record. Gene Ontology annotation, molecular function: DNA-binding transcription factor activity, RNA polymerase II-specific; RNA polymerase II cis-regulatory region sequence-specific DNA binding.
AUGGAAUCGCCUCAAAUGUACGAUACGAAUCAAAUCCAAGUGCGCAGUGAUAUCAAGAAGCUAACGAUGGCAGCGAACAAUAGUGUGAACGGUGCGAACGGCACGGCCAACGGGGCGUCGCCGACCAACAACAAUAACUCCCCGACGGCGAUUAACCAGAACACGCUGGCGUUGAAGCAGCAGCAGCAGCAGCAGCAGCAGCAACAACAGCAGCAACAGCAGGUUCAGCAGGUUCAGCAAGUCCAGCAGCAGGUUCAGCAGCAAGUCCAGCAAGUGCAGCAAGUUCAGCAGCAGCAGCAGAGUCAGCAGCAGCAGCAACAGCAGGUCCAGCUGGGGCAGCAUCCUGGUAACGGUGUGGUACCGAACCUGCUCACCAAUGGGAACCUACUGUCGAAGCAGAUGCUACAGCAGAUCCAGUACUCCCAGUCCGAGCUGGACGAGCUGACCUCGCAGGAGAUCUCGCUCGACCUGCAGCACCUGAUCGACGAUCAGUUCCGUGACCCGGAAGCGCUCGGGAUCUUCACCGAGAUGGUGACGGUGGGCAGCACGAACGGCACGAUGGCGAACCCGCUCGUACAGACGGCCGCCGCUAAGGCGCUCCAGCUGCAGCAGGCUCGACUUUCGCAGCACUCGAACGGCAACAACAGCUACCAGCGAUCUCUGGCCUACAUGCCACAGCCCGUGCACACCGGCGCGGCCUACGGUGGUACGUCGAGUGACGAGAACAGCUCGGUGGGCUCCUCGGCCGACUCGGCCAACAUCAAGGAGGAGCCCGUCGACCCGAACGAGUACCGUCGGCAGCUGCUGGCGAACGGUGGAGGCGCUCAGUUCAUGGGCACCAUCAAUGGCUACCAGGGACUGCCGGGUUCGGCGACAUCCGGUCCCACGAACGGUCUCCCCAAUGGCGGUCCCCUCGGUGGCAGUACCGGAGGCGGUGGUGGUGGUGGUGGUGGAGGCGGUGGCACCACUCCAAGCUACGUCACCAACGGCAACGGGAACAGCUUCUCCAGCCUCACACCGGCCGCCGUACUGCACCAUCAGGCCCUCCCGCACCUGGCGGCCGGUGCCGCCCACCUAGCGAACCUCACCAAACACAACAAGAUGCUGCCGCACGUGGGGCGCAAGACGGCCCCCAAGUCGGUGGACAAGGGCACGGACGAGUACCGGCGGAGGCGCGAGCGGAACAACAUCGCCGUGCGGAAGUCGCGCGAAAAGGCCAAGGUGCGAUCGCGCGAGGUGGAGGAGAAGGUGAAGACGCUGCUGAAGGAGAAGGACGUGCUGAUCCGGAAGAUCGAGGAGAAGAACAACGAGAUCGCGCUGUACAAGCAGCUGUACAUGCACCUGAUGAACCACAGCAAUCCCGAGAUCAACCAGAUCUGCCGCAGUGCGCUCAAUCUGUCCAACAUGGGUGAUCACAUGUAG